GUCAAACACAAAAUAAUGCAACUCAAAGUCUUAACUUCUAUAUUAGCUGCCCUCGCUCUAGCAAAGGCUGAUUUGUCUGGUUCUAGUGUUGUGGUGCCUCUUGACGAUUUACCUAGUGUUCCAAACACUAGUGACUAUUUUGAAGACAUCGGUGUUUGGUCAAUUGAUAACUCUGGUUCUGUCAACGAUGCUGCAGACAAGGUUAAAGCUGCCUCGGAUGCUGGUAACAAUGGUGAUCUUUUCUACUACUACAAUUUGGCUCAAUACAAUGGACAAGUUGACUCCCUUAAGUUUGAACAAGGUGGGGAUUUAGAGUCUGAAUUGGCAAUUGCUGUUCAAGCCCAUGGUCCUGGUUACCUUCAAGAAUUAUUCAAUACUACUACUAUUCCAGAGUUGGCCGAUUGGUUGGAUGGAUACCUCACUGGAAAGACCGAAUUACCAACUCCUCAGGCAGAAAAGAGAGCACACACCUCCUGUGGCGGAAGCCAUGUCCCAAGCUCGCAGGAUUGUCGUGAUUUAGUUAACAAACUCUAUAACCAACCUUUAUUUGUUCCUCGCUCUCCAAGAUCAAUCUGUUUCAGAUCGUGUUGUGUUUCCUGGAGUAACUCCUUCGCUGCCACUGGAGGAUAUUUAGCUCAAAAUGUUGAAGCUUGUGGCCAAAGUUGCACAUACCAAGGUAAAAGUUGUGAGAUUUACGAUGUACUCUUCAUCAAUACUCACACUAACAUCUGUGUGUCUAACAGGGCUUCUGGAUGUAACUAGAUUGUCACAUUCUAUUCUUAAUCUUGGUUUUCUAUCAAUUAUGAAUAUGAGAUAUUUUG
Suhomyces tanzawaensis NRRL Y-17324 is the source of this 821-nucleotide messenger RNA. RefSeq lists its product as uncharacterized. The transcript has a single exon. The record is from RefSeq and is a predicted model, not a curated record. Bases 16 to 762 code for a protein of 248 amino acids. Lineage: Eukaryota; Fungi; Ascomycota; Pichiomycetes; Serinales; Debaryomycetaceae.